UAGUAAUAUAUUGAUUGAGAAGGAGGCAUUAACUUAGCGUACUUUAACAUUGAUAAUGGAAGCCCCAAAUAGAAGAAUAGUAGGAUUAAUGUAAUGAUCAAGGAUUUCACUGUAAAGAAUUAAAAGUUGGAGAAUUACAUUGUAAGUACUGAAAUGUUAGGAAUUUAGUGAAGGAAUGACCAAAUGGCAAUUUGUCUGUCAGGUUAGUAUAAAAGCGGGAACACUGUGUAACGGAUAGCUUAACAAUCGAAUAACAAAAAUAUUCUCUCUCUUUCUAUACUCUUUCUUCUUCUCUAUCUUCUGCUCUUCUUCUUCCUCACGUAUAUGUUCUCCACUAUUAGCCAUUCCAUGGUCGAGGUCAAUCCAGGUGAAUAGGUGAUCGUUGCAAAUUGGUAUCAGAGCAGUACUCGACAAUCAUGGCGGCAGCUACAAGCACCGUACUUCUGGAAGAGCGAAUAAAUACCGUCGUCACCAAUAAGGCGGAAGCCUUGGAAACCAACAUUCAACAAUUCAGAAGCGACGCCUCUAUGCAUAUCACCAACUCGACGAGCAAGCGGUGGUAGUUCGAGAUCGCUUGACAAGAAGUGAGAAUCAACUGCAGGAACUCACAACCAAGGCCGAUAGACAUUCAAGACAGUUCGCGAAUCUCAACACCAGAGUGGGCGACGUGGAUCGACGAUUUGACGAAUUGGAUUUGAAUUCGGAAAUCUCGACCAGCGAUUUGAGCAAAGCUUUGAGGAAAUGUUAUGCUAUUACGAUCAGUUAGGUCAAAACCAGCCAGCGGUGGUUGUGGCUGAUACAACGGUAGCUGUGGGAGAUCGGCUCCAACGACCGGGGGCAUACUUCCCUUGGCGGAGCUCGGGGUAGUUGUGUUGGAGCUCAAUCCGCCUCCGCGAGGGAAGGUUGAGAGAAAUCAUGAGGCGAAUCAGGACGAGAAUCAGUUCAUUCAGCAUAAAAAACCCCACAGAAUAACAAUCAGGUGAAACUUCCUCGUCUUGAUUCCCCCCCCCCCCCCCCCCUUUACUGGAGAAAACCCUAGAGAAUGGAUACGAAAAUUCGAGAAAAUGUUUGCCAUAUAUUAAAUUCUGGCGGAUCAAUGGGUGGAAAUGGAGGCAAUCUAUUUUGAUCGUAGGGCAGAUAUUUGGUUUGAAGGUUGGACGUCUACUAGGCGUGAGCUAGUAUGGUCUGAGUUUGUGAUAGCAUUGUGUGCGAGAUUCAGUGAUUAGACUCAAGGUGGUAUUGUAUGAGAGUUUAACAAAUUGAAACAAAGAGGAUCCCUGGUGGAAUAUCAAGAGAAGUUUAGGAUCUGAAGUCUCAAAUGUUGAGGUAUAAUGUUGCGUUGUUAGAGGAGUACUUCAUUUCUAGCUUUGUUAGUGGUCUAGAGGAAGAUUUGAGGCCAAUAGUGACUAUGAUGAGGCCUCAGUCGUUGGUAGACGCACUCAAAAUUGCCAAGUUAGAAGAGGCUUCCAAUGAGGCCAAAAGAAGGGAAUGGAAAACUGUUGCUCGUGCUUCUCCAGCUUUUGUUAAUCAUGACAGUGGUAAUGGAGCUAGGAGGUGGGAAGGAAACAUCAAGCCUCUACCAGUGUCUAAACCUUCAUCGGCCCCUUAUUCUAAAGGAAAUUAUCCUAAAGGGUCCUGUUACAAAUGCGGAGACAAAUACUUCUUUGGACAUGUCUGUGAACCAAAAAAACAACUCAAUGCUUUGCAAAGUCACAAUGAAGUGGUAAUACCCCUUGUUGACUAGAGUGAGGAUGAAUAAAGUGAGGUCCAAGACGAGAUUGAGGUACAACCAACUGAAGAAGUCCUGAUGCAAGCACUAAGUAGUGGGGGUUUCUUGGUAGUUAAGGGGAAGGUGAAAAAGAACAUAAUAUACAUAUUGAUAGACAUUGGGAGCACUCGUACAUUUUUACAUGAGCAGAAAGUUGAGGACUUCAAGUGUAUACUAGUUCUAGCUCCUCCCAUGCGUGUUAAGUUGGUUGAUGGUACAGUGUUGAUAAGCAACUUGAUGUGCAAGCAGUUUCGUUGGGAGAUGCAAGGUAAUGUGUUCACUCAUGAAGUAAGGAUUUUAAAGUUGGGGUCACAUGACAUGGUACUAGGGCUGGAUUGGUUGAGGACUGUGAGUCCAGUAAAGUUUGAUUUCGUUAAUCUACAACUUUUCAUUGAGUUGGAACGGCAGGAAGUCAUGCUCUCAGGUAUUUAGAACUUUGGCAGUUGCAAGUUGAUGACGUGGAAGGGGUUACAAAAGUUCUUGAAGAAGGGUACCAAUUGGGAUGGGCAAUUGUUUAGUCUCACCAUGGGGCCACUGCCAGCUUCAUCUUUGGUGCCAGGUAACAUUCCACCUUUCCUACAAUCUGUGAUCACUGAAUAUUUGGAUGUAUUUGGCAAACCUACUUUCCCACCCCCAUCUAGACCCUGUGACCACACUAUACCCUUACUACCCAAUUCCAAGUCCGUAAAUCUUAGACCUUAUCGAUAUUCCCUACCCCAAAAAGCUGAAAUGGAUAGGCUAGUUGUUGAUGUCGGGGUUGUAGCCGACGUUGAAUUUUUUUAUGUUGGGCACAAGAGUCGGUCGACGACCACCUUUCACAUCGAACUUCUCUCAUGAUGUUAGCUUCGGUCGUCUAUUGUAAAAAAGGUCUGUCGGCCAAUCUUGGCAGGGACACUCUCCGAUGCUCAAGUUAGCGAGUGGGUUGAGUGGAGAGGUAUAUGACCUCGAAAAGAAAGGCGAGAGAAUGGAAUUGAGAAUGAAUAUAUGCGCUAAUCAAUAAUCAUAGCGGGAGUUCACGAGUUUAGGCAUGGGGGUUUUUGCUUACCUCAAUCUGGGACGAAAUGGCCUUUUAUAGAGGCCUCCAAGCGGACAUGAAGGGAGUAAGUGUCUCCCUCAGGAGCUUGGUGGUGUGGACAGAGGACACGUCGCGGGGGUACGUGGCUAAAGGUUCUAGGUGACCUGGGGUGGGCGGAGAGCCAAAGGUAGUCGAGGUGAUCCGGGGUGGUUGACCACAGGGGUGAUUGGAGUGACAUGGGGUGGCCGUGGUGACUUGAGGUUAUUGACCCCGAGGUGGGAUAGGUGACCCGAGGUGAUUGAAUAAGAAGUUGGAGAAUUACAUUGUAAGUACUGAAAAGUUAGGAAGGUAGUGAAGGAAGGACCAAAUGGCAAUCUGGCUGCCAGGUCAGUGUAAAAGCGAGAACACUGUGUAACAGAUAGCUUAACAAUCUAAUAAGAGAAAUCUUAUCUCUCUUUCUCCUUCUUUCUAUUAUGCUAUUCUUCUUCCUCGCAUCUUUGUUCUCCACCAUUAGCCAUUCCAUCGUCGAGGUCAAUCCAUGUGAUCGUUGCAAUUAACCAACUAAUCCAUUCAAUACUGAUUGUUGGACAAAAUUCGACCCCGUAGGUAGCAUCAACACAAUUUCAGCAAUUAUCAUAUGAAGGGCGAGGUUUAAGGCUUAUUUUAAUUUGGCAGGUUUCCACUGCUGAUUAAGAGCAUCCACAUCGAUGGUAUUUGCUCAACUACAAAUCCUACAUGACACUCAAUAUGCAAUUGCAAAGGGGAUUGCACCAAUGUAGUGAGCAAUUGCAAAUAUGCAAGCUUGCAUUAAAUGAAAUUUAAAAUGCAAG
Messenger RNA from Linum trigynum, 3613 nucleotides. NCBI's taxonomy places the organism in Eukaryota, Viridiplantae, Streptophyta, Magnoliopsida, Malpighiales, Linaceae. The record is from the annotation of a GenBank genome assembly.